This is a messenger RNA of Rotaria sordida, 1122 nucleotides long. The record is from the annotation of a GenBank genome assembly. NCBI's taxonomy places the organism in Eukaryota, Metazoa, Rotifera, Eurotatoria, Philodinida, Philodinidae.
AUGAUGAAUGUUACUAAACCAUCAUGGAUAACAAUUCCGACUGAACUUAUUGGUUCAUUACCACGGACAACGGUAUUAUUAGAAGGUCAACAAGCAUAUAAAGCAGGUCAUAUGACAGAAAAUCAAUUAAAUAUAUUACAAGAUAAAGCAGUACGACAAACAUUAGCUGAACUAGAAAAAACUGGACCUGGUCAAAUAACAGAUGGUGAACAAGCUAAACCUUCUUUUCUUGUCUAUCCAAUAGCUCCAUUAUAUCCAUCAUCAUAUUCAUUUGAUGAUAUUAUUGAUUGCUUUACAAUAACAUUUUCUGAUGGACAUCAACGAGCGUUACCACGUCUUAUGAAGGCUCCAUUUCAAUAUGGAAAAUAUGCUGUUGAUUAUGUUACUAGAGCUCAGCAAUAUUCACGUCGACCAAUAAAACAAGCUAUUAUAUCUCCAUCAGCUUUAUCAAAUGUUUAUCCUCGAGCAACAAUACCUGGUUAUACUCGUGAACAAUUUCUUGAUGAUUUAGUCAAUGAAGUUGAAAAAGAUAUCCGUCUAUGUUUAGAAGCUGGUGCUGAUAAAGUACAAAUGGAUUUUACUGAAGCACGUUUAUCACUUAAAAUAGAUCCAUCUGGACAAUUAUUAAAACAAUUUAUUCAUUUAAAUAAUCGUGUUUUAGAUAGAUUUGAUAAUAAUUCAGAAUAUCAAUAUAAAAUUGGUGUUCAUAUUUGCCCAGGUGGUGAUAGAGAUUCUUAUCAUUCAUUAGAUGUUGAUUAUUCAUCAGUAUUACCAAUUAUAUUUGAUUUACAUGCGUCAACUUUUUAUUUUUCAUUAGCAUCAGAACGUGAUCGAAAAAAAAGUUUAGCUAUUAUUCGAAAAUUUAUGAAACCAAAUCAUCGUAUUUUUCUUGGUGUUAUUGAUCCAUGUGAUGCACGUGUUGAAACAGCUGAACAAGUAUGUGAUCGAAUAUUGGAAGCUGUUCGAUAUAUACCUAUUGAACAAUUGGGUACAACAGAUGAUUGUGGUUAUGCACCAUUUUCAGAUGACGAAUCAACAACACGAGCAAAAUGUUAUGAUAAAAUACGUGCACGUGUAGAUGGAACACGAAUGGCUGAACGUAUGUUAAAUUUAAGAAAAUAA